CCCCAAAUACUCCAGAAGAAGAAAGUGGCUCAGGCUCUGGCUCAGGUUCUGGCUCAGGUGACUUUACUACAGCUCCAACAAUUUGUAAUGACUUCCCCAAGUAAUUCAGAAGAAGAAAGUGGCUCUGGCUCUGGCUCUGGUUCUGGUUCUGGUUCUGGCUCUGGUUCUGGCUCUGGUUCUGGCUCUGGCUCUGGUUCUGGCUCUGGCUCUGACUCAGGCUCUGGUUCUGGCUCAGGCUCUGGUUCUGGCUCAGGCUCUGGCUCUGGUUCUGGUUAUGGCUCUGGCUCUGAUUAUGGUUCUGGUUCUGGCUCAGGCUCUGGUUCUGGCUCAGGCUCUGGUUCUGGCUCUUACUCAGUCUCUGGUUCUGGCUCUGGCUCAGCUAAUCUAACUUUGUUGUAGACAUAUAGCAUUCAUGUUUAACCUAUUAUAUUUGAACAAAUUAUUCAUGACAACUUAUUUUGUAUUAUUAUGCAUGAUACGAUGAAAUACUUUCCAUAACAAACUACCUUCUUUGAUUUUUUCAUUAAUCCUCUUUUUGUCCCUGAACUUAAUCUACUAGUAUUUGGAUUCAUGCAUUCGUUAUACCUCAGGAAGCUGAUGUUCUUUGAAAGAAGGUUUCAUGACAAAUAUUUAAUUUUUUAAAAGCUGCUCAUAUAGUUUAAUCAUACGUUAUUCAUAUGCAACUUUGCUAUAACUCCAACAAUUAGUAUGUGUCAACAAUAUCAAACCAUUGCAAAACACUGUUUGG
Molecule: messenger RNA, 748 nt
Organism: Pelobates fuscus (common spadefoot toad)
Lineage: Eukaryota; Metazoa; Chordata; Amphibia; Anura; Pelobatidae
Product: putative per-hexamer repeat protein 5
Exons: 3
Coding region: 88-399 (103 amino acids)
Source: RefSeq, a predicted model, not a curated record